Messenger RNA from Aureobasidium subglaciale EXF-2481, 3081 nucleotides. RefSeq lists its product as uncharacterized. Bases 1 to 3081 code for a protein of 1026 amino acids. Gene Ontology annotation, biological process: tRNA re-export from nucleus. The transcript is spliced from 2 exons. Gene Ontology annotation, molecular function: tRNA binding; small GTPase binding. The record is from RefSeq and is a predicted model, not a curated record. Lineage: Eukaryota; Fungi; Ascomycota; Dothideomycetes; Dothideales; Saccotheciaceae. Gene Ontology annotation, cellular component: nuclear pore; nuclear matrix; cytoplasm.
AUGGAUGCUCAGGUCGAGAGCGCCAUCCAAAUUGCCUUUGACCCCCGGGCCGACCAGAACCUCAAAGGACAGGCCUAUGAAUUUCUGCAACAACUGCGCGACGAUGCCUCGGGCUGGCAGGUCUGCCUAGCCCUCUUCACUCGCAACCCUCCACCGGAAGAAGUUGUGCGCCAUGUCUGCCUAGAGCUGGUCAGCCAUAAUGUUCAGGCUGGCCGUCUGGACGAGCAGAGUCUGUCAUAUGUCAAGGACCAACUUAUGACCUACAUCCACCACACUUUUGCGAACCAAGCAAACCGUACCGACUCGCCCAGUAUCCAGAACAAGCUCACUCAGACCAUCACAUACCUCUUCACCUCUCUCUACGCCACCGCCUGGCCCACCUUCUUCGAAGACUUCAGGUCUCUGGCUGGCGAUGCAGACACAAUUGGCUCCGGCAACCCCCAAGGAACCAUUCUGUAUCUUCGUAUCAUCAACUCGAUCCACGACGAAAUCGCCGAUGUCCUGAUUCCUCGCACUCCCGAAGAGCUGAAACGUAAUGCCGAUCUCAAAGACUAUGUACGCACGCGCGACGCACAAAACAUCUCUACCUUUUGGCAACAAGUACUCGCAAGGUGGAGACAAAUCGAUCUUGGUAUUGUUGAGCUGUGCCUUCGUUGCGUCGCACGAUGGGUCAGUUGGAUUGACAUCUCGCUUGUCGUCAACCAGAACAUGCUCAAUUUCUUGCUCGAGAUCGCAGGACAGCCCGACAUUUCAUCAGCGGAGAGUCCCCAAGCAAAGAUUCGCGAUGCCGCCAUUGACACUUUCACCGAGAUUGUGGCCAAGAAGAUGCCUAGCCAGGACAAAAUACAACUCAUCUCAUACCUCAACCUGGCCAACGUCGCCGGUCAGCUUGUUGCUAGCCCUGCUCUGAACCAGUCUCGGGGUAGCUCGACCUACGAUAACGACCUGGGUGAAACCGUGGCGAAGCUUGUCAACAACGUCGUCUUCGAUGUCGUCAAGGUCCUCGACUCGGAAGGCCUCGAUGCCAACACUGCUGCACAAGCAGACGAGCUCCUCCAGCUCUUUGUUCCAUACCUCCUGCGCUUCUUCUCGGAUGAAUACGACGAAAUCUGCUCCGCCGUCAUUCCCUCGCUCACCGACCUGAUUACUCUCUUCCGCGUCUUAUCCAAGCGUGGAGCACUUCCCGAUCACUACCGCCAAAUGCUGCAACCUAUCCUCGAUACCAUAAUUCUCAAGAUGAAGUAUGACGAGACGGCGGACUGGGGUUCGGAGGACGAUCAGACAGAUGAGGCGGAGUUCCAAGAGCUGCGCAGGAGGCUUCAUGUCCUUCAGCAGGCUGUGGCUGCAGUUGACGAGAACAUGUACAUGAACACACUGAGCAGAGUCGUUGCUACAACCUUUAACCGAAUCUCAUCAGACAACAAGCCCAACUGGCGAGAUCUGGAUUUGGCCUUGUACGAGAUGUACCUCUUUGGCGAAUUAGCUAUCAAGAAUGGUGGCCUAUACCAGAAAAGCACUCCCUCUAGCACUGCGUCGCAACAUCUCAUUGAGAUGAUGACCAAGCUCGUCGAGUCUGACAUUGCUUCUUACCCUCACCCUGCGGUUCAACUCCAGUACAUGGAUAUCUGCGUAAGAUACUGCGUCUUCUUUGAGCAGAACACGGACAGUAUCGCACGUGUUCUUGAGAACUUUGUCCGCUUUGUGCAUAGCGACCAUGUCAAGAUCAAGACUCGCUCAUGGUAUUUGUUUUUCCGUUUUGUCAAGCAACUGCGUAGUCAGCUCGGAAACGUCGCACAGACUGUCAUUGAAACUGUCGCCGAUCUUCUGAUCAUCCACGCUGAAGUUCCAAAGGAAAGCGACGAUGAUGACAUGUCAUCUGAAGAGAACGAUCAAUCUGCAGACGCCGUCUUCACCAGUCAGCUCUAUCUUUUCGAGGCUGUCGGAGCUAUUGCAUCCACAUCCUCGGUACCACUGGAGAACCGUAUGCUCUACGCCCGUACUCUUGUCGGCCCCCUGGUUGCAGAUCUGGAGCUUCACCUUCCUGUGGCCAAGAAUGGCGACGAGCGGGCAAUCAUUCAGGUCCACCACAUUAUCCAGGCAGUCGGAACAUUAGCGAAGGGCUUCUGUGACUGGAUGCCUGGCAACUCAUCAGGAGCACCUCCACCCUCGGAGUUGGGCAACGAGUUCUUGGCAGCUGGUGAGGCCGUGUUAACCGCGCUCGAAUCUCUCAAAAACUCCAUGCUCAUUCGCACUGGUGCUCGCUUUGCUUUUUCGCGCAUGCUAGGUGUGCUCGGCUCGGGUAUCUUGCAAAAGUUGCCAAGAUGGAUUGAUGGUCUGCUGUCGCAGUCCUCCACUAAGGAUGAGAUGGCUACGUUCCUCAGACUGUUGGACCAGGUCGUGUUCGGCUUCAAGACGGAAAUUAUCGACAUCCUUGACCAACUGCUUACUCCUCUUCUCCAGAGAGUACUUGCAGGUCUGUCAGAACCUACCACCGGUACUGACGAUGCAAUCCAACUUGGUGAACUGAAGAUGCAAUACCUGCAAUUCGUUCUUGUCAUCCUGAACAACGACCUCGCGCCUGUCCUGGUGAGCAGUGCCAACCAGCAGACCUUUGAAACUAUCCUCACUACCAUUGAGCACUUCUGUCGUGAUCCCUCCGACUAUCCCACUGCUCGUCUUUCUCUCGCUGUCUUGAGCAAGAUGACACAGGUAUGGGGCGGACCUGAUCUUACCAUUCCAGUCCCGGCAGGUGCUCCUCAAUCCGCUGCACCGACCGUGCCUGGUUUCGAUACCUUCAUCAUGCAACGCUUCUCUCCUCUCUCGUGGGCCCUCGUCUCGUCCCCGUCCUUCCAACCAAAGGAUGCUCAAGCACGCAGCUACCUCACAGAAGCCGCCACCUUGCAAUGGACCAUCCUCCGCAAAUGCGGUGCAGCCUACGAAGCCCACUUGCGAGAUUCGGAAAUGUCUGGACUGGGUCUACAAGCCCCCAUCAUUGAUGAAUACAUCACACACCUCGAGACCAAGGACAAGCUCGAGUUCAAAAAGUUUUUCGUUCAAUUCGUGCAGCAGGUCAGAUCAUAA